Molecule: messenger RNA, 2103 nt
Organism: Pistacia vera
Lineage: Eukaryota; Viridiplantae; Streptophyta; Magnoliopsida; Sapindales; Anacardiaceae
Product: omega-3 fatty acid desaturase, chloroplastic-like
Exons: 8
Coding region: 338-1693 (451 amino acids)
Biological process (GO): lipid metabolic process
Molecular function (GO): oxidoreductase activity, acting on paired donors, with oxidation of a pair of donors resulting in the reduction of molecular oxygen to two molecules of water
Source: RefSeq, a predicted model, not a curated record
CAAUUAAAUAUAAGGAACAGGUCAGGGCGUCAAGCACUUUUGCCUAAGUGGAGGUUCGAGUUUCUUCAACUAUUAACUCAGUGAGUGACUCGAUUCGUUCGCAAAGUCUUGCGUAAGCCCUUGAUACCCGAGAGAUUGGGCGUCGGCGAGUUCUCUAUAUAACAGUAAAAAUACACAACAGUGAACCACUCUUAACUGUUGUUAUUUUAUUACUUUAAAGCCUUAGAUAUUUUGCUUUACUUCUCCGCCAUACCGUCGUUUCUUUUUUCUCUCUAAUUCGUUGGAGACGGACUCAGAGGCUUGAACCAGCGAGUUAUAUCCAUCUGGGUCGUCUCCAAUGGCGAGUUUUGUCAUCUCAGAAUGUGGUUUAAGGCCUCUUCUACAGGUUUUUCCUAAACCAAGAACUGGAGUAAACCCAACAAAAGCCAGAUUUUUAUACACGAAUAAGUCUCCAACAGAUCUAAAAUUUCAUUCAAUAAAAUUUUCCGGUGACUUUUCAAGGGAGAGAAACUGGGGGCUAAACGUGAGUGCUCCUUUGAGAGUAGCACCAUUAGACGAAGAUGAGAAAGAAGAUAGAAUCAAUGGGUUUAAUGGGAUUGAAAAUAAAGAAGCAGCUGAAUUUAAUCCUGGGGCGCCCCCUCCUUUUAAACUAGCUGAUAUUAGAGCCGCCAUACCAAAGCAUUGUUGGGUGAAAGAUCCAUGGAGGUCUAUGAGCUAUGUUGUUAGAGAUGUUGUGGCAGUUUUUGGCUUUGCUGUGGCCGCUGCUUAUAUUAACAACUGGGUUGUUUGGCCUUUGUACUGGGCUGCUCAAGGAACCAUGUUUUGGGCUCUUUUUGUGCUUGGUCAUGACUGUGGUCAUGGAAGCUUUUCAAACAAUCCCAAGUUGAAUAGUGUGCUGGGGCAUUUGCUACAUUCUUCAAUUCUGGUUCCUUAUCAUGGAUGGAGAAUCAGCCACAGAACUCAUCAUCAAAAUCAUGGCCAUGUUGAGAAUGAUGAAUCAUGGCACCCGUUGUCUGAGAAAAUAUACAAGAGUUUGGAUAAAGCUACAAGAAUUUUACGUUUCACUGUGCCGUUUCCCAUGCUUGCAUACCCAUUUUAUCUUUGGAGUAGAAGUCCUGGGAAAACUGGUUCUCACUUUGACCCAAACAGCGAUUUGUUUGUCCCAAGCGAAAGGAAAGACGUGAUCACUUCUACCUUAUGUUGGACGGCCAUGGCUGCUUUGCUAUUGGGUUUAUCCUUUGUAAUGGGCCCUACGCAAUUGCUUAAACUCUACGGCAUCCCAUACUUGGUUUUUGUUAUGUGGUUGGAUUUAGUGACAUAUUUGCAUCACCAUGGUCACGAAGAAAAGCUCCCUUGGUACCGUGGAAAGGAGUGGAGCUAUCUAAGGGGAGGGCUUACAACUCUUGAUCGAGAUUAUGGAUUGAUUAAUAACAUCCACCAUGAUAUUGGAACUCAUGUCAUUCACCAUCUCUUCCCACAGAUACCACACUACCAUUUAGUGGAAGCAACUGAGGCUGCUAAACCAGUACUUGGGAAAUAUUAUCGCGAGCCUAGUAAAUCAGGGCCUCUACCUCUCCACCUCAUUGGAAGUUUGAUCAGAAGUUUGAAAAAAGACCAUUAUGUUAGUGAUGAUGGCGAUGUUGUGUACUACCAGACUGACCUACAGCUGAACUGCUCUUCCAAAUCUGGUUAAAGCUUUCAUAUAUGGCCUUCCUCAGCGGUGUAGUGAAUGGCUAGCAAGCUCUUUAUAGCUGACUUAAACUUAAGCAAUCAGAGAGCUUGUAUUGCCGUGUUAUGGCCAACCCCGCAAUGAUAUGGUGACAACCUUGAUUGACUGGCAAACAAAUCAUUCGUAUGAAGAUGAGUGAUACCUAAGAAGGAUUAUUGCAGCCGCUGUUGGUUAUUUAGGCAGAGGAAAUAUCAAAUAUGUGAGGUGUUUCCCUAUUGGGAUUUUGAAGGGAGAGUGUAUAUUAUAUACUAUAAUACCUGAAGAGAUAAUUAGCUCUUCAGCAAUAUUAUUCAUGUAUUGCUGAGUCAAAACUUCAUAAAUUGAAAGAAAAUUCAAGGAAAAUUAAAUGAAAAGGUUAAUUUUUUACCUGUUUC